This is a messenger RNA of Exophiala aquamarina CBS 119918, 438 nucleotides long. RefSeq lists its product as uncharacterized. The transcript has 4 exons. The record is from RefSeq and is a predicted model, not a curated record. Gene Ontology annotation, cellular component: cytosol. The coding region runs from base 1 to 438 and encodes 145 amino acids. Lineage: Eukaryota; Fungi; Ascomycota; Eurotiomycetes; Chaetothyriales; Herpotrichiellaceae.
AUGUCCCUGCGCGUUGUUGCACGCGACGCACAGGAUGACUUCAUGCCACCUUCGUCGGAUGCAGAAGCAUUCGCAUCCUCCGAGGCCUUCGAGGCCAUCGACGCCGCCCUCUCCUCCAGCGAAUCCGAGCGAAAAGCAGCCGUCGAUCAGGGCAAAGCCGUGUUUGCCUUCAAGCUGAAAAACGACCAAGGCCAAGAGGAAGCCUGGCACAUUGAUCUCAAGGAGACCGGGAAGGUCGGCAGGGGUGAAGCCCCCACGGGAAAGAAGGCUGAUGUGACACUCUCACUAAGCGACGAGAACUUCGGCAAGCUGGUCACCGGCAAGACGAAAGCACAAUCUCUGUUUAUGAGUGGGAAGCUGAAGAUUAAGGGUAAUAUCAUGAAAGCCACCAAGAUGGAGCCUAUUCUGGCAAAGGCCAAAGCCCAGGCGAAACUGUAA